Messenger RNA from Fomitiporia mediterranea MF3/22, 1746 nucleotides. Its product is annotated as alpha/beta-hydrolase. The record is from RefSeq and is a predicted model, not a curated record. The transcript has 13 exons. The coding region runs from base 1 to 1746 and encodes 581 amino acids. NCBI's taxonomy places the organism in Eukaryota, Fungi, Basidiomycota, Agaricomycetes, Hymenochaetales, Hymenochaetaceae.
AUGCCUGCAUUGAGCCUCUUGUUGUGCUUUCCUGCUUCUGCAACGUGCGCUGGCUCGAGUCAUCAGAUAUUCACACGCGACCCAACAACCUUCAACUGGACGAGCCUUACACCCUUAACGACUUUGAACUGGGAGAGCUGCUACGACACUUUCCAAUGCGCCCGACUUGCAGUACCUAUGCUUUAUUCUUCCCCAUCAAGCGAUCAAGCUGCUGUUGCACUAAUUAGGCUACCAUCUAAUCUAUCUACCACCGAUGUGAACUACAAGGGGCCAAUUCUGUUCAACCCAGGUGGUCCUGGCGGUUCGGGAGUGCAGUUCAUUCUCGAAACAGGAACUUCAUUUCAGACGAUGCUCGGCCCGGAGUUCGAUAUCGUCGGAUUCGAUCCACGAGGUGUUGGAUUCACCACUCCGCCUAUAUCGGUCUUCAAAGACUCAAUUGAAGCUGGAGCUUUCUUCAUACAACGCGAGUUAGACAUAAACGCGACUGAAUCUUCCCUGGGAAGAUCAUUCGCGCAGCAGACACUGUUAGGGAAGCUUGUCGAAGAACGCGCCUUAGAUGUAGCGAAGACAGUGUCGACGCCCACAGUAGCUCAUGAUAUGCUCAGUAUUACCAGAGCGGCCGGACAUGAUAAAUUACAAUAUUGGGGCUUUUCCUAUGGAACCGUUCUCGGAGCAACUUUCGCUGCGAUGUUUCCUGACAAUGUCGGCCGCCUAAUCAUCGACGGUGUUGUGGACGCCGAGGCGUAUUACAUGGGCAACUGGACCGGGUUUAUUCUCGAUAUGGACAAAGUAUACACUAAUAUCCUUGAUGCAUGUGUCGAAGCUGGGCCAUCCUUGUGUCCUAUAUUUGAGAACACCACUGCCCAAGUCCAUACUCGCGUUGAGAACCUUAUGGACAAACUGCGCAUCGAGCCUGUCUUGCUCUUCAACAGCACCGCAAUUAACUCGGCCAUCGUUGACUACUAUGCCACUGUUCGAGAUCAAAUGUUGGCGACACUCUACUUUCCAUAUGAUUCCGGUGCAAACCUCACACAGGCGCUCGCGGCGCUGGAGCAAGGUAAUGCGAGUCCAAUUUAUCACGGUUCGAGCGAAAGUAUGUUCCACGCUUUCCUUGAGGGACAGUGCCCGGCACAGACCGGCGAGCCAUUUGUGGCUGGUGUGUUCGAUGUCACAUCGACUAUUCUGUGUGGGGAUAUUGUUACGGAUGAUGUACAGACCAUCAGUGAUGCACGAGCUGCUUAUGAUAUCGCAUCUAAACUCUCUCCCGAAUUUGCGGGAGUGUGGCUUGGUGAAGCUUUGUGCUCUGGUUGGACAGUUCGAGCAGAUGAUCGGUUCAACGGUUCCUUUAUACAGAACACGAGUUUCCCGUUAUUAGUCAUCGGGAACGUCGCUGGUAAGUGCUUCGUAACUGGUUCGUGUAGUUCAUCGACAUACGAGCUUGACCUUAUCAAAUCUCUUGAACCAGAUCCAGUCACGCCAUUGGCAAGCGCGGUCAAGAUGUCGAAAGGCUUCGCAAAUUCCGUCUUACUGACGCGGAAUGCAUCGGGCCAUACAUCGCUGUCCGGCGUAUCAAAUUGUACUUCUCAAGCCGUACGUACCUACUUUGCAGACGGCACCCUUCCGAAGGAAGGCACGGUCUGCGAAGUCGAAAGUGCUAUAUUCAACUCACCAUCCGGCUCUAUGGGUGGAAUUACGUCCGUCUUGCAGAGAAUUAAACAUCGUGGCAUUGGACGGGGGCUUUUCUGA